AUGGAGUCGAAACCCAAAACCCGAAACACGACGAAGAAACCUGUAUCCAUCACGAUGGAGCAUGUUCUAUUGGCGUUACGUGAGACCAUGGAAGAGAGAGAGAUCAGGAUUCGAAGUUUGUUCGAUUUCUUCGAUAAUUCGAACCUAGGGUUUUUAGAUUAUGCCCAGAUCGAAAAGGGUCUAGCUUCGCUUCAGAUUCCUCCUGAGUACAAGUAUGCUAGGGAUUUGUUUAGAGUCUGCGACGCGAAUCGAGAUGGGCGUGUGGAUUAUCACGAGUUUCGUCGAUACAUUGACGCUAAGGAGCUUGAGCUUUACAGGAUUUUCCAGGCCAUUGAUGUUGCUCACAAUGGCUGCAUUCUCCCUGAGGAGCUUUGGGAAGCUCUUGUUAAAGCUGGCAUUGAAAUCGAUGAUGAGGAACUCGCUCGAUUUGUGGAGCAUGUUGAUAAGGACAACAAUGGAACUAUAACAUUCGAAGAGUGGAGAGAUUUUCUUUUGUUAUACCCUCAUGAAGCCACCAUUGAAAACAUAUAUCAUCACUGGGAAAGGGUGUGCUUGAUAGACAUUGGGGAGCAAGCUGUUAUACCGGAUGGUAUAAGCAAACAUGUCAAAAGAAGCAGAUUACUUCUCGCUGGAGGACUAGCUGGAGCUGUUUCUAGAACUGCAACUGCACCUUUAGAUCGUUUGAAAGUUGUUUUGCAAGUUCAAAGGGCACACGCAGGGGUCCUCCCGACCAUUAAGAAGAUUUGGAGAGAAGAUAAGUUGAUGGGUUUCUUCAGAGGUAAUGGGUUAAAUGUCAUGAAGGUUGCUCCUGAAAGCGCCAUUAAGUUUUGUGCUUACGAAAUGCUAAAACCUAUGAUUGGGGGAGAAGACGGUGAUAUUGGUACAAGCGGGAGGCUUUUAGCUGGUGGAAUGGCUGGUGCAAUUGCCCAAACCGCUAUUUACCCUAUGGAUCUCGUGAAGACUCGGUUACAGAUUUGUGUAAGUGAAGGUGGAAAAGCACCAAAGUUGUGGAAGCUCACAAAGGAUAUAUGGGUGAGAGAGGGACCUCGGGCAUUCUACAAGGGUCUAUUUCCUUCUCUUCUUGGGAUUAUCCCUUAUGCAGGAAUCGACCUCGCUGCAUAUGAAACGCUAAAAGACUUGUCCAGAACAUACAUUCUUCAUGACACCGAACCAGGUCCUCUAAUACAGCUCAGCUGCGGAAUGACAUCAGGAGCUCUUGGAGCAUCAUGCGUUUACCCGUUACAAGUCGUAAGAACAAGAAUGCAAGCGGAUAGUUCAGAGACGACGAUGAAGCAAGAGUUUAUGAAAACGAUGAGAGGCGAAGGUCUUAGAGGUUUCUAUAGAGGACUCUUACCUAAUCUUCUCAAAGUAGUUCCAGCAGCAAGCAUCACGUACAUUGUUUAUGAAGCUAUGAAGAAAAAUAUGGCUCUUGAUUAG
Messenger RNA from Arabis nemorensis, 1437 nucleotides. The record is from the annotation of a GenBank genome assembly. Lineage: Eukaryota; Viridiplantae; Streptophyta; Magnoliopsida; Brassicales; Brassicaceae.